Messenger RNA from Pistacia vera, 1706 nucleotides. RefSeq lists its product as uncharacterized. The transcript has 7 exons. NCBI's taxonomy places the organism in Eukaryota, Viridiplantae, Streptophyta, Magnoliopsida, Sapindales, Anacardiaceae. Bases 187 to 1425 code for a protein of 412 amino acids. The record is from RefSeq and is a predicted model, not a curated record.
GAAAACAAAACCAGACCCACUUAGAGGGGAGAAAGUUUAUGCCUUUAAGCUCUCUCUCUUGCCCUUCAUUGUUUUCUUAAUGCUACACACUCUUCUCAAGCUUUAAGCUUUUUUCUUUCUUGUGAGGGCUUUCUGUUUUGUGUAGUGUAGUGUAGUGUAGUGUUUUGUGUAUAAGCAGCAGCAAAAAUGAGAGGAGAAGCUUUGUUAGUGGUGGUUUUGUUGAGUUUGAUCUCUGUGGGUUGUGGUGCUAGGUUGGGUUCUGAAAGGCAGAAACUUGAAGUUGAAAAGCAUUUGAAUCGCUUGAACAAAAAACCAGUUAAAAGCAUUGAGAGUCCAGAUGGGGAUAUUAUAGAUUGUGUUCACAUGUCGCACCAACCAGCCUUUGAUCAUCCUUAUCUCAAAGACCACAAAAUUCAGAUGAGGCCUAACUACCACCCAGAAGGGCUUUUUGAUGAUAACAAAGUGUCUGUGAAACCCAAAGAAAGAACAAACCCCAUUAAGCAGUUGUGGCAUGUGAAUGGUAAAUGCCCAGAAGGGACCAUCCCCAUAAGGAGGACAAAGGAAGAUGAUGUUUUGAGGGCAAGUUCAGUGAAAAGAUAUGGCAAGAAGAAGCACAGAAGCAUCCCAAUCCCUCAGCCAAAGUCAGCUGAUCCUGACCUCAUCAAUGAAAGUGGUCAUCAGCAUGCCAUUGCUUAUGUUGAAGGAGAUAAAUACUAUGGAGCAAAAGCCACCAUUAAUGUAUGGGAACCAAAAAUACAACAACCUAAUGAGUUCAGCUUGUCUCAGCUUUGGAUUUUGGGAGGUUCUUUUGGUCAAGAUCUUAACAGCAUUGAAGCUGGAUGGCAGGUCAGCCCAGAUCUAUAUGGUGAUAACAACACAAGACUUUUCACCUACUGGACUAGUGAUGCAUAUCAAGCUACAGGCUGCUACAAUCUUCUUUGCUCAGGCUUUAUUCAAAUCAACAGUGAAAUAGCAAUGGGAGCAAGCAUAACUCCUGUUUCUGGCUACAGAAAUUCCCAAUAUGAUAUCAGUAUACUUAUCUGGAAGGAUCCAACUGAGGGGCAUUGGUGGAUGCAAUUUGGCAAUGACUAUGUACUGGGGUACUGGCCAUCUUUCCUGUUUUCAUACUUGGCAGACAGUGCAUCCAUGAUUGAAUGGGGAGGUGAAGUUGUGAACUCAGAGCCAGAUGGGCAGCACACUGGAACUCAAAUGGGCAGUGGCCAUUUUCCUGAAGAAGGUUUUGGAAAAUCAAGUUAUUUCAGGAACAUACAAGUAGUGGAUGGGUCAAAUAAUCUCAAGGCGCCAAAAGGCAUUGGCACUUUUACUGAGCAAUCCAACUGCUAUGAUGUCCAAACAGGCAGCAAUGGGGAUUGGGGCCAUUACUUUUAUUAUGGGGGCCCUGGUAAAAACCCCAAUUGCCAGUAAGGGAGAAAUUCCCAUUUUACCCCUCACUCACUUUCUCCCCCUUCUAUGUAUCAUUCAACCUAGUGUAAUGUCCAUCUUGCCCUCUUCUGUAUACCUUUUUUACUGUUUUACCACUUUUUACUAUUAGGUUGGGUUAGUAACAUGUGACCUCUCUAGUGAGAAGUUUUGACUCUUUUUUUUUUUUUUCUCUUUUUUUACUCGAAAAGAUUCUCCAUGUAAGUGGUAAGUGGUUAAGGAUGUGGCCAAGUUUCUCCUAAGCUAAAAGAAACAGGCCUUUGUCA